Messenger RNA from Thunnus maccoyii (southern bluefin tuna), 2612 nucleotides. It is a transcript of the gene bcat2, whose product is annotated as branched chain amino-acid transaminase 2, mitochondrial. The transcript is spliced from 11 exons. The record is from RefSeq and is a predicted model, not a curated record. Gene Ontology annotation, biological process: L-leucine biosynthetic process; L-valine biosynthetic process. Gene Ontology annotation, molecular function: branched-chain-amino-acid:2-oxoglutarate transaminase activity. Bases 796 to 1968 code for a protein of 390 amino acids. Lineage: Eukaryota; Metazoa; Chordata; Actinopteri; Scombriformes; Scombridae. Gene Ontology annotation, cellular component: mitochondrion.
CAUGCUGCUCUAACACUGUUGCUUCAGUAUUAAUAAUCUAAUGAUGUCAUACAUAAUAAUAUAUCAGUCAGAGGGACGAAAUGAGUACUUUAAUACUUCAGGUAUAUUUUGCAGCUAAUACUCAUAUACUUUUACUGUAGUAGGAUUUUUCAUGCAGGACUUUUACUUGUAAUGGAGUAUUUUUACUUUGCUGUACUGGUAUUUUUCUUCCACCAGCUGAUUACACUCAUGUACAUGUGUGCUGGCUGCAUUAAUAUGAUGCUUUCAUAUAGGAGCCUAUACAUGUUGGCAUCCUGACCAAAUGUAACAGGACCUGCACCACUCCCCACUGCUCCACCAAUCAGCGUCAAGUCAUUUGACCUCUAAUAACCUCCCCUUUUGUGCCAACUGGCGUCCACCAAUCAAAUGUCACGCUUGUGUCACGCCUUCAAUGACUUCUUGAAUGAGACCUUGCUGGUUAAUAAAGCCGGUUACUACAACUAGAUUACUAUUUUAUUAAUAUGCUGAUGUUGAGGCCCUUUUUUUCUCUGAAGUUGUUCAUAAGAAUAGUCCGGGUGAUGUUAAAUUAUUAACCGAGAAGUAAUUAAAAAUAUUUCUAACACAAACUGUUUAAAACACAAACUAGUGUUACUGUUUAAGGACUUUAUUACCUGAAUGACAUUUCAUAUUUGGGGGGGUUUCUGGCUUCAUCUCAGCUGAGCAGAGUCUCGAAUUUCAAAGCGGAACUCAAGUUGACUUUGAGUGUUUGUUUCCACACGAACAAAUAACCUCGCUUAUCAGCGUUACGUAGCGGAGAUGGCAGCCCUCCGAUCGGCACUCCAUGGACGAUUUGUUCAGGCCCUUCCCUUUUGCUUUGGUUCACAGCGCUUCGCCAGCUCCUUUAAGGCAGCAGAUCUCAGCGUUGAACGCAAUGCGGCAUGCAAGCCGAGGCCCGACCCUUCCACCUUGGUGUUCGGCAAACACUUCUCCGACCACAUGUUGACCAUCAACUGGUCGGAGAAGGACGGCUGGGAGGCACCUCGGAUCAUGCCUUUCCAGAACCUGUCGCUGCACCCCGCCAGCUCUGCCCUGCACUACUCCAUAGAGCUGUUUGAAGGCAUGAAGGCGUUUCGUGGAGUCGACAACCACAUCCGUCUGUUCAGACCCAUGCUGAACAUGGAGAGGAUGCAUCGGAGCGCGGACAGAAGCUGCCUUCCUCUGUUUGACAAAGGUGAACUGCUGGAGUGCAUCAGGAAGCUGGUGGAGGUGGACCAGGAGUGGGUUCCCUAUUCCCAGGACGCCAGCCUCUACAUCAGACCCACCUUCAUAGGAAUUGAGCCGUCCCUCGGCGUGUCUCGGCCAGGAAGAGCUAUGAUCUUUGUCAUCAUCGGCCCAGUGGGACCCUACUUUGCCACGGGGUCCUUCAACCCCGUUUCUCUGCUGGCGGACCCUUCGUUCGUCAGGGCUUGGAAAGGAGGCGUCGGGGCUUAUAAGAUGGGAGGUAACUACGGCCCUACGAUAGCGGUGCAGAACGAGGCGGUGAAGAGAGGCUGUCAGCAGGUCCUGUGGCUGUACGGAGAACAGGAGGAGAUCACCGAGGUCGGCACCAUGAACCUCUUCAUCUACUGGACCAAUAAGGAAGGAGAGAGAGAGUUGGUGACCCCUCCUCUGGAUGGCAUCAUUCUUCCAGGAGUCACCAGACAGUCUCUGCUGGACCUCGCUAGAAUCUGGGGUGAGUUCAAGGUGACGGAGCGUACGAUGAACAUGAAGGAGCUGCUGGAGGCUCUGGACGCCGGAAGGGUCCUGGAGGUGUUUGGAGCGGGGACUGCAUGCGUCGUCUGUCCUGUCGGCAGCCUCCUCUACAAAGGAAAGACGUACCAGAUCCCUACUAUGCAGAACGGUCCAGACCUGGCAAAGAGGUUCCACAAAGAGCUUACUGAUAUUCAGUAUGGACGCAAACAAAGUGAAUGGGCACCACUGGUCGCUUAAGCGGCCAUUUUGCACAGGCCAAUUGUAUCAACAGUUAGUUAAUUAAUUCCAGUUUGGACGACCAGCAGACUCCCCCCCACCCCCACCCCACCUCACACUCUCAACCCACUAAUGCACUCCUGCUUACUUACUCAACCCGAGGAGACGGACGCCUCUCUCUGUCGGUCUUCUCAAGCAACUGUUACAGAUGUUCCUCACUCCGUGGGCUCUCAUAAGAAUACGGUUGGUGGUUUGAAUGUAGCUUUGGAGAGCAAUAUUCACGACGAUAUGCAACGUUCUGACUUGACAUGACCUUUAACCUCGAGCUACUUGCUACAAGCCAAGUAAAACAGUCUCACUGAGGAACAAGAAAACAAGCAAGCGACCAGAUGAUAAAAACAUAAAGAUGAGAAGUGCCUGGUAGUGAUAUCUAUUAUUCUGCUAGCAAGAGUGCUUUCAAAUCUUUACAACAGGCGUCUAAUUGGGUCAUCCGGCUUAAAGGCUACACUCCAUUCAAGUUUUUGUCCAAAUAUUCACUUGGAUUAAAUCCUUGUGUUUCCUGUGGACAGUGCUCAUAGUUAAUAGCACAAAUAUCUCAUUUUCAUCAACAUUGCAUUCAGGCAUUAACAAAAAAAAAAAGGCACAAACUGACACAUUUCAGGCAU